Messenger RNA from Mya arenaria, 3124 nucleotides. RefSeq lists its product as uncharacterized. The record is from RefSeq and is a predicted model, not a curated record. NCBI's taxonomy places the organism in Eukaryota, Metazoa, Mollusca, Bivalvia, Myida, Myidae. Bases 115 to 1404 code for a protein of 429 amino acids. The transcript is spliced from 6 exons.
CUCGGCUUUUAGCACCACCCUCAAUAUCAUUCAAUUUCGCGACUAUUUAUUUUCAUCAUCUGUCAGGAUGCUUAGCAAUAAGUAUAAUCCACUGCGGGUCCGUGGUCUGGUGGUAUGAAAAUUGACUCUCAACCCAGACUUGAGUCCAAUAUGUCACUACUGUCUGGAGCAAAAUCUGGACCGAGUUUUCAAGUGUAUAAAACAUUAGUGAAGUUUGUUAGAAGCUGUCGAAAUGAAGCGUAUGAUCGAUACCCACUGUUGUUUUACGAACAGUUCCAAACUUCAAAGGACAGACAUUUCAGCUACAUGCUGCAGAAAUUGCGACCCAGAAGAAGAACAUCCCAGAAGUUCAAAAAGAGCAGCGCAGAUCCUAAAGUAUACAGACAUGAUAAUAGUCCAGGACAGAGAGACCCUCUUGAAGUCCUGAAAAUUCAGUACGAGGUUAUGAAGGCUACGGGAAAUAUACAGAUGCCCAAAUAUAUGAGACCAGAAGAUUGGUAUGCGCUGAGAAACCUGGAUCCAAAUGCCAGCAGCUUGCUUUACAAGUCAAUCAAACAAGAGGAAGAGAUUCUUGAAAGAAUUAAACUCGGACACAUCCAAAAUGACGAAGAGUUUGUAAAAGCUACCGAGAGUGAGACUUCAUUACAAAAUCCAUUUUAUCUGGAUUUUGAGGAUAACACUUCACGUCAACUGUCAGCGAAUGUUUGGAAUGACAGAUUAGCGAAUUGUUUUGGAAAAAAUGUCGUAGUGAAUUGUCAAGGGAUUAACUCAUUUCGUGAACAUAUAUCAGUUAAUAGCAUUUGCCGAAAUGCUUUUAACAACUAUUCAACAAACAUUUAUACUGAUAUGAACAGAAGUCAUAAAUGUCCUUUGAAUUUGCACUUUGUAUGUCAGAAAAAUAUUAACAUUGGACAAUCGGAAAAGGACUUUCCUUCAUCAAAUUUUCAUCAUGUACAUCAGGAAAGAGAAAUUUUUCCACGGGAAAAGUUGGUCUUCAUUUCGAACUCUUCACCCAAUGUGUAUGAAAAUAACACGGACGAUAUUCCUGUGAUAUUCAACUUCGGUUUAGAAAUUCGGCAAGAUCUUGUGUUAGAAUACGCCAUGAGAAAUAACAUUAGGCAUGCCACAUUGCCGAUAUCAAAGUUUGUAAUGUUGACAAAUAAUCCUAACAGAGAUGAGAUAGUCGUAACACCAGUUCAACAGUUGGAGAUUCUACGGGACGUCGAAGCUGGUAUUGACUGGGAAACGGCUAUUUUCAACAACCUACUGUACCCUUCACAAAGACUUGUUAGAACUUCAAAAGCGUACCAAGCCAUUCGCAAGAAUCGACAUGCCGAUUAUUAUUUACCGAUUCAUGAUUUGGUGAUGGAUACUUUAUUGAAGGCGAAGAAAAAGAAAUGUUAAGGAACAAAUAUUUACAAUAAAGCAUGUGUGGCAAUUGCAAAACACAUGAGCCGAUUAUUUGGUUGCAGAAAUACUUGUGUGUUAUUAUACCUAUAGAACAAUUUAAAAAACAAAACAAUUGACUGGAUUGUACAUUGCAUUGUCUUGAAUAUAGAUAUGCUGUUUAUAAUAAACAGACAAACAGUGUUGGAACGUAUAAACUUCUUGUUAUGACAUAAACUACCUGUUAUGACAUUAAAUCCCAGCUUCAUAAAGUGAUGUAGGGACUACAUAGGAAUUGUGUGCAUGAUCAUGUUCGUUCGUCCGUCCAUCUGUUUCUUUUUGUCCGUUCCAUAUCUUUCUCAUUCAAGGUCAGAUUUUCAAUUAAUUUGGCCUGGUGAUCACCGUAGCAAUAGGAUGUGUUGUGCACAAGACCGGUGUUCCUUCUUUAAGGUCAAGGUCACAGCAAUGUUCUGAACUUAGUGUGUAUUACGGUCCGUCCAGUUUUCAUCCACUCCAUAUCUUUCUAGGCUUCCAAGGUCAGAGUUUUAAAUGAUUUGGCAGAAGUUACCACCAUAGCAUGAAGAUGUGUCGCUCACUUGAUUUUCCCUUCUUCAAGGUCAAGGUCACAGCAAUGUUCUGAACUUAGUGUGUCCGUCGGUCUGUCCUGUUUUCAUCCACUCCAUAUCUUUCUUAGUCAUGGUUGGAUUUCAAAAUAUGUUGCAGAAGUAACAGUACGGCAGAAACACGAGGACGAAUCAUGCACAAGACUUGUUUCCGUACUUUCAAGGUCAAGGUCUCAGCAAGCUUCUGAACUUAGUAUGUCUCGCUCUAUAAGCCUAACUGAUAAAAAAUAGUGUCCUGUCCAUAUAUAUCUUUCUCAUUCAUGGUCAGAUUUUAAAAUAAUUUGGCAGUAGUGACUACAAUAGGAUGAGGAUGGGUUGAAGACAGGAUUCCCUAAUUUAAGGUCAAGGUCACAGCAACCUUCUGAACUGAGUAUGUUUUGCUAUAUAAGCCUUACUGAUAAUAGUUUGUGUCCCUACCAUAUCUUUGUCAUACAUCAGAUUUUAAAAUCAUUAAUCACAUUCUGUGAUAGCUCUAGUUUGCUCAAAGAAUAUUGACCUUGGAAUAUGAAAGAAUAUUGACCUUGGAAUAUGAAAGAAUAUUGAUCUUGGAAUAUGAAAGAAUAUUGAACUUGGAUUAUAAAGGAAUAUUGACCUUGGAUUAUGAAAGAAUAUUGACCUUGUAUUAUGAAAGAAUAUUGACCUUGGAUUAUGAAAGAAUAUUGACCUUGGAUUAUGAAAGAAUAUUGACCUUGUAUUAUGAAAGAAUAUUGACCUUGGAUUAUGAAAGAAUAUUGACCUUGGAUUAUGAAAGAAUAUUGACGUUGAAUUAUUAAAGCAUGUUGACCUUGUAUUAUGAAAUAAUAUUGACCUAGGAAUAUGAAAUAAUAUUGUCCUAGGAAUAUGAAAUAAUAUUGACCUUAGAAUAUGAAAUAAUAUUGACCUUAGAAUAUGAAAUAAUAUUGACCUAGGAAUAUGAAAGAAUAUUGACCUUAGAAUAUGAAAGAAUAUUGACCUUGGAAUAUGAAAAAAAAAAUGAUCUUGUAUUAUGAAAGAAUAAUGACCUUGGAUUAUGAAAGAAUAUUUAUCUUGGAUUAUGAAAGAAUAUUUAUCUUGGAUUAUGAAAGAAUAUUGAUCUUGGAUUUGAACAACGCCCAUUAUUUUAGUGAGUGUUCUUU